Molecule: messenger RNA, 1989 nt
Organism: Grosmannia clavigera kw1407
Lineage: Eukaryota; Fungi; Ascomycota; Sordariomycetes; Ophiostomatales; Ophiostomataceae
Product: benomyl methotrexate resistance protein
Exons: 2
Coding region: 1-1989 (662 amino acids)
Biological process (GO): xenobiotic detoxification by transmembrane export across the plasma membrane
Molecular function (GO): fluconazole transmembrane transporter activity
Source: RefSeq, a predicted model, not a curated record
AUGGCCGAUAUAAUCCGAGACACGGCCGUCGGCGCCGUGAUCCGUUUUGUCACACGGAAGCGACUGCUGCAAUAUCCAGAGGAACGGGCAGACUUUGAGCUGCCAGAAGUGUGGCAGCGGAUGCUCAACGGAGAGGACGUGCCACAGAAGGACGACGACACGGCGGUAGAGGAGAAGACGAUGCAGGACGGAAGGCCUGGCUCGUCGACAUCUUUGUCGUCGGCAUCCUUUGUCAAAGACAUCGAGAAUCGGGCUACCGGAUCGGACUCGGCAGCAGAGAAGAGAGAGGAGAGAGCAGGGCGGCAGUCGAUGGCCGAUGAGGAGCCGUAUGCGGCACUUCGACAGGCACCUACAGCUCGGUCGGGGACACAUGUGGUAGGCGGCACGGCAUUGCUACAACACAGCAAGUCGCGCGAGGAGACGCUGCCGUUCACGGAAGAGCGGCUGGAGACCAAGGACGGGCGGACAUUGGCCAUUGUGGUGGACUGGUAUGCCAGCGACGACAAGGCGAACCCGCAGAACUGGAGUCGACGGCGACGAUACGGCGUGACGCUUUUGAUCAGCAUCUACACCUUUGCCGUAUACACGUCGUCGGCCAUCUACACGACGUCGGAGGAGGGCGUGAUGGCAUCGUUUGGCGUCGACGCAACACAUGCAGCCCUGGGCCUGGCCCUGUUUGUGUUGGGCUACGGCACAGGACCAUUGCUGUCUAGUCCACUGUCGGAGAUCGCAUCCAUCGGCCGCAAUCCGGUCUACGCCGUGACGAUGAUCCUGUACGUGAUCGUGUCGCUGCCGACGGCGCUGGCCUACGGAAACCGCGACCACGGCCAUGCCAGCACCGGCACCUUUUCCGGGCUGCUGGCCCUUCGUUUCCUGCAGGGCUUCUUCGGCUCGCCGUGUCUGGCUUCGCGUGCCGCCUCGCUCGGCGACAUGUACUCGCUGCUCAACCUGCCGUUCGGCCUCGUGGCCUGGGUCUCGGCCGCCUUCUGUGGUCCUGCUCUCGGUCCUCUGCUGUCUGGCUACAGCGUUCCGGCCAAGGGUUGGCGCUGGUCGCUGCUCGAGAUCCUCUGGGCAGCUGCGCCCGUCUGUGUGGCUAUGCUCAUCCUGCUGCCCGAGACGAGCGCGGAGACGAUCUUGCUGCGCCGCACUGAGCGUCUGCGCCGUCUCACCGGCUCCGACCGCUUCCAGGCGCCGUCUGAGGCUCGUCAGUAUGCCACCGAGGACGCGGCGGCAGCUGCAGCUGUUCUCGCCGGCAAGCCACCACCACCUCCGAUCAGCCGCGCCGCUCGCAGCCGCGCCAUUCUCAUCGACGCCCUCAUCAAGCCGCUCGAGAUCACGCUCAAGGAUCCCGCCAUCCUCUUCGUCCAGGUCUACUCGGCCAUCAUCUACGGCAUCUACUACUCCUUCUUCGAGGCCUUUCCGCUCGUCUAUCCUCUGCGCUACGGCAUGACGGCAGGUCAGGUUGGCCUCGUCUUCCUCUGUGUCCUCGUCGCUUGUAUCGUCGGCGUCGCCAUCUACUGCUGCUACCUGGCCUUGUAUCUCAACCCACGCAUCCGGGCCUCUGGCAAAUUUCCACCUCCAGAAGAUCGCCUCAUUCCGGCUCUGAUUGCCGCCUUUGGCCCGACCAUGGGCCUCUUCAUCGUCGCCGGGACCGCCAACGAUGCUCCCCAUACGCCCUGGAUUGCGCCGACGAUUGGCAUCACCCUGUACGGCGCGUCCGUCUUUGUCGUCAUGCAGUGCAUCUUCGUCUACGUCCCGCUCAGCUAUCCGCAGUACGCUGCCAGUCUUUUUGCCGGCAACGACUUUUUCCGCUCCGCCUUUGCCUUUGGAUCCAUCCUCUUUGGCCGUCCGCUGUACAUCAACCUCGGCAUCGGUCGUGGCUCCUCCUUGCUGGGCGGUCUGUCCACGAUUGGCAUCAUCGGCAUCUGGCUGCUGUACUUUUACGGCGCCCGUCUGCACGCGCUCAGCAAGUUUGCUGUCGUGUACUGA